Messenger RNA from Paramuricea clavata, 13848 nucleotides. NCBI's taxonomy places the organism in Eukaryota, Metazoa, Cnidaria, Anthozoa, Malacalcyonacea, Plexauridae. The record is from the annotation of a GenBank genome assembly.
UUAUUUCUUAGUUGGAAGGAAGAAUAACUCUAUAACCUGGACACUACCAUCAAAUGACUUCCCAGUUGAGCCGUAUGGUGACCCACACUGGGCUAGUAACCUUGGUGACGCUCCCAUCCUUGACUUCAGAGUACAGAUAGCGACAGCAGAAGAUUUUCAACAGACAAAAGCUCACUGGUAAAAAAUAUCUGAUAUAGAAACGGGUUUUCUAUCGAAAUUUACUUUUUAAAUCAAUAUCAACGAUUAGACAUAUCUCAUAUAUAUGCAGUUUUCAAGGAACGUAAAACUACUACUAUGCAAAAUUUAAGUUUAAUACCUUCACUUCCAUUUUCCAGGUCAUUCAGAUUGCAAUCUAAACGUCCUUUAAAGAAACUGAUGGUAGACGACCAAGGAUGCGAUAUGUUGAAGCCAGGGAUUGGAAACAUAGCCUACGUGAAAGAUAUACAGACAGAAAAAAUUGUAACUACAGGAUAUCGUUGCUCUAUUUUUGCAGGAUUUCAACAUUCAUUAACAGGAUUUGGUUGGGUGAGUAAAAAUUUGCUUGUAACGAAAGAAACGAGACAUGCUCAUUCCAUUUUAUUCACGAGUUAGCUUGAUUCAUAUUUUCCUUGAGUAAGUGUCCGACCAAGGAUCGAAGGCAAGCGUGAUGACCACGCGACACCACCAUGCAUGUGCUGGUUGUAUUCCUUAAAGGCGUUUUUAAAAAUUGGGCGGGUGGGUUACAAAAGAACAUCCACAUGCACUGAACGCAUUUCUAUGGACUUUCUUGCAUACUUAGCAAAUAAAACAAAAACGAAAUGUUGAUUUCAUGCAGUAAUCGUUAAGGGGCAACAGAUAAUGGCCAAUUUCAGAAAUAUUGAAAAAACCGCUCAGGUGCAGCAAUGUUUUAUUAUACAUAUAUAGCCUGGACGCCCCCCUCCCCUCAUAUGAAACAAGCUUUUGCAGAUGGGGCUAUCGUUUUUCAGCAUGAAUAUUUUUUUUUCAUUCAUUCAUUCAUGCUCUUUCCAAAUUGGCAAAGUAAAAGAUUUAACAUUAGUGCAUGAGCUUAAGCAAGUGACGUUUUUGACAACACGGACGUCGAGCGGAAGAAAAAUUGACGUUUUUCACCAAUCACAACCCUUGACCCAGUCUUCUGACGUUACUCAUGCCGUUCGUGUUGUCAAAAACGUCACUUGCUUAAGCUCACUAUUAUCUUCUCACUCAACAUGGAAGGUGCAUUGCCAUGGCCAUGUUUAUACUCAAGGCUGUAUCAGUUAUACAGUGAGUAAUGUGUGAAAAUAUUUAACUAUAGCGGGAGCUUACAAGAUAGUUCAUAACGUAUUGAUGGUGUUAGGGUUGAGGUUAGAUUACUAUAAUUCAGGGUAAGGUUUAGGAUUGUUACAAUACUAAAUGUUUUCAAUUUGAAGAUUUUGAAAACAAACCGUUCUAUCUCUUCUUGUUGCGAUUAGGGUGAAUGUAACCUCUGAAGGUACUAACAAAAUUUAGAAAUCAAACAACAACUCCAGUACCUCAUAGGCCUGCUAUUUACUGUUUCAGCACAAGAUGAACUCUUGCUUAAAUAAACCAUGCGCAAGUGGAUACGCAUUUUGGGAUCACCCACAGGGAGACGUGCAGGUGGAUUUUUACGGAUCGUUCAGGUAAUGUAUUUAAUUGGAAGCGAACUAAUAAAACGUUAAAAAUUUUGAACUUUUUUUAGGCAACGUUCGUAUAAUUGAAAACACUUUCCCAUAUAGCUGUUGUAGAAAUUGGUUUCCAUUCUGUAUUAUAAUAGCGAACUUGAGCAAGGCUAAUUAGAGAGGAGUUUAGCAAAGACGACGCGACGUCAAAGAGGACGUGAAAAUGGCGUAAAAAUGUUGUGAUAUGCCUAUCUAUGGAUGUGCCCACGCCAUUUUUACGCCAUUUUCACGUCAUUUUUGACGUCGCGUUGUCUUUGCUAAACCUCUCUAUUGAUCUAGUAUGGAGACAUGACAAGAAACAGCCUUAAAUUUUACAAUUUUAUAAUUAUAAAGAACGACUGUUAUCAUGACAAUUUAUUAUUAUCUACUUUAGUUAUUUUACAAUUCAUGCUGUUAUUAAGAACUAAUUCAAUAAGCAGAACGAAAGUGCAACGUGAGCAGCUAUUAGUAUGAUAUACUAAUACAAGGAAACGAACAGAAAUUAGCAAGUAAGAUCCCACGGGAGUUUUAGACGUCGCCGUUGCUUUCAGUGUUUACAACAGCGAAAUACAGAUUAUCACGUCUCGUAUACAACGCUUACAUUUCAAAAUGAUAAAAGUCCUCCUUCAAUUGGGUCCUAGAACCCUUCUCAAACAAAAACCCUGUGUUAACCCUUGAUCUUUAAACUGUAUUAGCUAUAUUUAUGCAAUCAUUUUAUUCAACGAGUUUGUUUCCCGUCGACCGUCGUCGUCGCGGUAGCGCCUUUCUCUUUGUGAAUUUGAUACUGCACGAUACUGCCUCGAUCAAUCAAGAAAGCCCCUGCAUAUUAACGUAAAUUAGUUUUUGCUUAUUUAAUAGUUUUAGCGUCUCUGGUAAUCAUUCAGGAUUGACGCAUGAUGCCACAGCAUUUGUAGGCUGUUCACCGAAUCAGGUAACAAUAUGUUUGGGAACGUCACAAAGAGUUUAUCCUUAUAUAUCAGUAUAGAAGUUCAAGCAUAAGCUUAAAUAGAACAAAGUCACGUCCAAUAGUCUCUUCAAUUUCCGAUUUCUUUGGCUUUACUUUUCCAGUUGGACAGAUAACUGAAGUUCUUACUCUAGAAGUAUACCUCUAAGUCCCAUGCGUUACUCACAUACAUGUAUUUGUAACUAUUUUCGUUUUAUCAAGAAAUGUUGCGGAUGUUUUGGCCCUGUUGGUGGUACGGAUGACUACUGCAGCCCUGACUGCACAGCCAAAAAUGGUGGAACUGUUAAAAAGAACACUUACACAUGGUUCUGGGUGAGAACUUCCACUCCGAAACGCGUUUGGAACAAAUGCAUGGAAUACAAAGUGACGAACGAAAAUGGCGACAUGGUCUCGUACCGAUUAUUCGAUGGAAAUACCACACCUGAAAAGGUAACAUAGUUAUAAGCACUCAGUAUAUACAAAUGGUUAAAAAUGUGGAAGACAUGCUUUUUAAUUUCAUCCUUUUAAUUUUUGACCAUAGCCUUUAUACUACUUAUACUAGAAAUACAUGCAUGCAACAACCCCUCGCCUAUAUUCUCCAAACAUUGUUUCAACAUGAAGUAUAUUCGUAAUUACGCCAAUAUUGGACGCAGGCUCGCAUCUCACUGAUCUCAAAAUAUGGCUGUUUGCCAGGAGUGAAGAAGGGGAAAAUAUAAAAAUUACAUGUAACAAAGCUUGGAAAAUCAUUUCACAUAACAAAUUAUCAAACUUUUUUCAAUUUUUAAACGUAAAAAUUUAUAAGAAUUGAUUUAGUAUGAGAAAUUCUAAAGUAUAGCCUGUAGGGCAAGUGUGUUUCAAUUGUUUAUGUAUGACUUUUUGACUAAAUAUAUAUAUAUAUAUAUAUAUAUAUAUAUAUAUAUAUAUAUAUAUAUAUAUAUAUAUAUAUAUAUAUAUAUAUAUAUAUAUAUAUAUAUGUACUAUUUAAAGCACGCGUAUAGGAGUGUUUUAUCACAUAUAAAACACGAUGCGUAGCGGAGUGUUUUAUAUGUGAUAAAACACGACUACAAGUGCUUUAAAUGGCUCAAAAAACGACUUAUCUUAUACGAGUUCAUUGGCGACGUAAUUUUUAAAAUAAACUUUGUCUAAACCGAGAAAAUCAAAGCUAAAGUUUAUGUAAAUUAACAUGAUUUUUUAUCACAUGUAAAACCACGACACGCUUAUGAUUUUUCUUUGUAUUUUGCUCCUGAAUAUAUAUAUACAAAGUCAUACAUAAACAAUUGAAACACACUUGCCCUAUAGGCUAUACUUCAGGAUUUCUCAUACUAAAUCAAUUCUUAUAAAUUUUUACAUUUAAAAAUUGAAAAAAAUUUGAUAAUUUGUUAUGUGAAAUAAUUUUCCAAGCUUUGUUACAUGUAAUUUUUAUAUUUUUCCCUUCUUCACUCCUGGCAAACAGCCAUAUUUUGAGAUCAGUGAGAUGACCACCCAUACACCCAUAAACCGCGCCCGCGAUAAUUGAUAAACUUUAGACUUCGCUAGUGCGUUCCUUUCCCCGGGUGUAAAUAGCCAGGGGGAAUUAGUACCCUCGCCCGGGCUUACGCCUGGUUGGCUCGAGCCGACGUGCGAGGGUACUAAUUCCCCCGGCUAUUUACACCCAGGGAAACGAAAGCAUUAGGUAAGUCUAAAGUACAUCAAUUAUCGCGGGCGUGGGUGACCAACGUGGGUGGUCAUCCUCACUGAUCUAAAAAAUAUGGCGGACUGUCAUGAAUAGCGGACACUGAUUGGUCUAGUUUAAAUUUGCAUUUUAACGACUGCAUGACGACAGCGAAAUAGCAAACAUUUCUUGAUUCGAUGAUUGAUAAAUUUCACGCAAAUAUAUUUCAUUUUUGCUCGCAUUUUUGCAAGAUUUUGUAAAUUUCAAGAAAAAAAGGGCGAAAGAAUCGGAUAAAAGAAGGGAGCCGACGUUAACGAAGGUAAAUUUGUUUUAAAUAUUGAUUUUAUAAAUUAUAAUGAAUUUAAUAAAACCCGACGGCCUUUGCGUAUAUGAAACAACUAUUAAAACAAGACAGCAUAUAAUUUCAGUGUAUCUUUAUAAAUAUUGAUUCCCUUUUUUUAUUAUAUUGAAUUCUUUAAAUACAAAAAGAAAGCAAAGUUAUUUGCAAGUAAGAAUUUGAAAUCAUUUUAUUGCAAACUCAAAGUUUAUCGAUAAAGCCAUUUAAUUAAAGGCAGUUUAGUUUUGUCAUGAAUAAUAAAAUAAAUUUAUUUUAUUAUCCAUGGUUUUAUAAAGAACACUUUAAAACGUUUGGCGAGGCGUUUGUGGUUGAAUUUUACCUUCAGUUGAGGCUUAUAUUACGUAUAAUAACAUACCUAAUAUAUAUAUGUUGGGAAAUUGAUAAUUUUGUAAUUAAAAGUGAUAUUUUUAGGCGAUUUUUCAUUUGUAAGAAUAUUUUAAAAAAAUUAUCGUGUUACCAUGACAACUAUUUUAGAUUGCAUGCAUGUUUGGAAAAUACAAUGGUUUUGUCAGCAAGGCGAGGGUUCUGCAUUCACGUAUUUUCUAGUUCUAGUUUAUGAUCUUAAACCUUGGUCCGACUACAAGGAUUAAAUACAGAUCACCCAGCUUGUGAAAGGCAAGCGUCGUAAGGACAACACCACAAGGAGUAAGGAAAGCCUCACAUAUCGAUUUUUUCCACGAGAAACGUCAUAUGUUCGUUUGGGGGUGGGGGGAGGGGGAGAUUGCACUUGUGACGUUUCUCUGUAAACAUCAUGGAAAAAUUCGAUAGUUUUUUGAAAGCCUUAACAUUUCGGAAUCAUCUUUGCAGAGUACAAAAAAGACUGAAAUGGCAGCUAUCUGAUACAAACACUAGUCUAUACAUUCGUAUUACCACACCUGCUCUUUAUGUAUACCUUUAUAUUAUUAUACGCAUUCCUUGCAUUGAAAACACUCAAAUUUCAAGAAAAACGCGAUACAAUGAUCAAUAUUUCAUGCAAAAAAAGUUGUUUUGAGAAACGUUGGAAAAUUUGAAGUUCAUAUAUAUUAAUAAAAAAAAGAUAUGUCAGCAGAAGAUGACAUAUUUCUCGCGGAAGCAUCGCCAAUAGCCUACCGUAGAAAAUUGCCUUGCCAUAUUGAACAAAAUAUCUAUAACUAUGUGCAUGUGACGUUUCUAAGAGGGGGGUAGGGGGUCUCCAGAGAAACGAACAUAUGACGUUUCAUAUGGACAAAAUCGAUAUGUGAGGCUUCCCUAACGACGACGAGACCACAAGGACUAAUUGUUUUAAUUGAUUGUUUUAUUAUUCCCAUGACCAACUCUUUGUCUAGCAAAUGAAAUAUUUCAGAAAUUGUGUCCAAAAGUUUUGCCAAGCGUGACGAUUAUGCGAGAGUACUACCGCAACUUUAGAAUUUUGUGACAACUAUAGAAUUUUAUUAAAGUUUUAGAAUACAAGUUAAACUAGAGGGCACUCAGAGACUGCAUACCUCCGCCCCCAUUGAAUUUCGGUCGUGUGAAAUGCAACUAAGACAAUAGAUAAUGAAGGCUGAAGCUUAAUGAGGUUUAUCAUCUCAUUAUUGUCUAUAGUACUGCGUGUAUACAUUAUACACGUCCUAAUUACGCAUUCAGUGAGUUUUUUGUAAUUGACCGGGAAAAGCAAGACAAAAUUUUGUUCAUUUCUCGUUCAAUUUUUGACCAAAUUCAACCAAAUUUUAAUCAAUUCUUCCUUAGCCGAUGGGAAAUGCAUUCAAAAAAUUUCGUAUGAAUAUGUUUGGUAUUUCUUGAGUUAUCGUGCUCACAGACAAACACACACACACACAUACACAUAAAAACCCAGAUGAUUACAUAACCUCCUGGCGGAGGUAAUAACACACGACGUACUUUAAACAUUACUAAAAAUAACACGUUCAAAUAAUUAGAAUCAUUGGAUUUAAAUUUUACACCAUAUUUAUGUGUCUAGGGCAAUUGUCCCAGGAAUGAAGCUUUAUUGAAUGAGGGUGUAAGUAUGUUUAUAAUUAUGAACUUAAUUUGCAUAUAUUUCCGAUAAUAUUGUCCAUGAGUAACUUCGUUAUACAAGUAACUAGUUAUAGUUACCAUGAAGUAACGGCAACUAUACUUCUUUGUAGCAACGUGUUGGAAUAUUUUUUAUUUGUCGCUGCAGUGCUAGAAGUCGAUAAAUUCAUAAACAUUGGGUCGUGGAAUAUAUAGCUACAUUUGACAUAAUUAUCGAUUAUAGCUAUAGCUGCGCAGCUAUUUUGUAUUACAAAAUUUCCUAAUUAGUAACUAGUUGCAAAAUGUCACUUUUACAACACUGAGCCUGUAUAAACGUAUAAUUACAAACUUAAUAUUCACUUAUUUAUAGUGAAAGCAAAGCAAUAAACCUCAAUAUGUUUUAGCGUACUCUAUGCGGUCAGGGAAGAAACAAUGACUUUGUUUCAUUUUGGGAUUUAUUUGGGAACUUUUUGAUAAUCAAGUUGAAAUGAAUCUCAAAGAAAGGUUCUCUUCUUUUCAGAUUGUCGUGGUUCCAGAUGCGGAGACAGAAAAGAAAUUGCCAGAAAUUCCUGGAUUGUUGGAAUAUCGCAAGGACACCAAGGAACUUUAUUUGAGAGCAAAUAAAACAUGGAAAAUCAUCGCACCGAAAAAAAAGGUAUUUGGACAUGAUAUACAAAUAAAUGAAUGGCGGUAAAUAUUACGUAUCAAACUUUCACUUAAAACAAACUUUGUAUAAUCGCAAUCUUUCUUCCUCGAAUACCUAUAUGAGAAGAACAUCAGAAAUAUACUGUAAUACGCACGUAAAAACGCACAAGUUGUUCAAAUUCUGCAAACAAGUUGUUACAAAUCUGUUCACAAGCUGUCGACAUGUUGUUUUCGCACUGCUUGUUCCCAGUUGUUGUAACAAGUUUGGAACAAGCUGUUAACAACUUGUAACAAGCUUGAUGGCAUUAUCAGAUUUGUUACAAGGUUGUUCUAGCAAGUCUGAUACAGUCAUGAUAUAACAAGAAUGUUACAAGGUUGACAACAUAAGGUUGUAACAAUACUGCUAUGUCAUGACUGUAUCGGACUUGUUGGAACAACCUUGUAACAAGCCUAAUAUACACAAGGUUGUUAUAAAUUAUUAACAGCUUGUUCCACACUUGUUAACAACUUGUGACAAGCAGUGCGAAGACAACUUGUUGACGGUUUGUUGACAAACUUGUUACAAGAUGAGAGAUUUUGCGUUUGUAGAAGGGACUUGCGUGUGAAUUCGAAAUUUUCCUUUGUUGAUCACGUGAUUGCAAAAUGCGUCGGUGGUACAAUGUCAAUCAUUAACAAGCAAAGCCAUUUUUAUCCGGACAAAAUUUGUUUCUUUACAAAAUAAUUCGAUGAUUUUAUGCCAACAUUCAUAGAUUCUUGAAAAGACAUCAGCAAUUGUUCCUAAAUUAAAAAGUAUUGAAGAAAAGUUGCAGAAACAAAAUCGAACGGUAAGUUGAUUGUUUUGUUCAAGUGAACACAUGGGAAUCUCUUACAGAAUUUUGUCCGUUUGUCGCGCAUGCCCGUCGUAUAUGUAUGUGUAUUUGUGAAACUUGUUAAUAUAAUAAACUCAUGAAGAAAACACAAAAGAAAUCAUGAGUGCAGUGAAGGAGUUUGUAUAUUAACCUGAUCGCAGGUUAUUUGUAUAUCUGAUACAAAAUCAUACUAAUUUACAUAAAAUUUAAGUUUAACUUUCUCACCAAAUAUCAUUUAUUUCAAAUUGUUGUAGAAUUCGCGUUCUGUGUAUCGAAUAUACGAACUCUCACCUUCGGCUCGCGUUUGUAUAUCCGAUACAAUGCGCUCACUGUUGUAAAUAAUAUACAUAUAAUAUAUAAAUAUAUACUGCAUGCAUGUUAAUUAUUUUCACUAUUUAUUUUAAAAGCUAAGCAAGGUAUUUAAAAGCGAUAUCGUUCAGCUCAAAAUGGAAUUAAAAAGUGAAGUUAGUCAACUCAAAACUGGAUUAAAAAUCAACGUCACUCAGCUAGAAAACGAAAAUACAGAAUUGAAAAGCGACAUAACCAAACUCAAAGCAAACAAAACAAGAUUAGAAGACAACAUUUCAGGAAUCAAGAAAGUUAUCGAAAACAUGAAUGAUACUUUGAACAAUUUAGUGAGCCUGGCUAAAGGUUUGUAUUUUUUUUUUCAUUUCUGAAAUGAAAUCUUCACUUUAAUUUGCAACUCAAUCGCCCACAAAUUUGACUGGGAUUUUCGGAAGGAUUACCAAAACUUUUCAAUGUGCAUCCAUGAAUAAUGGUGGUCAAUAACAAUUAAUCCUUGUUUUUCUACUAUAUAUUAUAUAACAUGGCAGGGGGGGAGGGGGUGAAAAAAUAUCAAAAAUAUGUCGGGCGGGGACUUACAAAAAAAAUCACCAUAGUCGUACGCCUCCCCUUCAGCCAAAUUAUCAAUUCCCCCUUACUUUCAUUAGACAAAUGUAAUUGAAACUGUCAUGUCUACCUUCUCCGUAGGCGUUUUGAGAAAUGCGGGGAACGCCUGCUGAAUAAUCUUUUCAAAGUGGCGGAAGCACAUCACCGCCGUCGAUUUUAUCUUCGCUUUUUAAAUGUUCUUCGUCGCCGCUGUCUGCCAACAAAAACACAUAUUUUUAUUUCACAAUUAAUGGAUCAUUUUCGGAAAGAUUUUCUGGGCAAACCCGAGUACCGACACUUAUUCUCGAGACUCGAAAAUUUUCUGUGGGCGUUUCCCCGCCUUUCUUAAAACGCCUGCAAAUCAGCCCCCAAAUUAUCGCGCCCGCACGGAGUUGGUUAAUAACAAAAAGCCUGUGGAGAAGGUAGUUGUCAUGUUAUGUCAGAGCUGCAUGGUUAUAAACGUAAUCAUAUAUUCAGAGAUUUAUAUAGUAGUCUAGUAUACGGAGUUUAUGCAAAAUAAAAAUUAUUUAAAUUUAUAAAGAUAGUAGAGCAUUAAAAUUAUAUAUAUACCCUGCAGAUCUCAUUGUACAGGAAAGAAUUAAUGUGAGACUGGAAAUUUUAAAAUCAUAUAAUUCAUUAAACAUUUUAAUAAUUAGGCGAAAUAUAUACUUUAUAAUCACGUUUUACUUUUAACUUUGACGUAGAUUCUCUAUUUCUAUCCAUGUGCACUUGCAGAAUAAUAUGACUAAAUAUUUCCUACUCACCUAAUAAUUUAAUUCUUAAAUAGAUCCGAGGUUUUCUGAAUCAGUCAUAUUAUCUGAAAAACUUUAUUAUGAUCAAUUAUUAAAAUCAUGGAUCGGGGGUUUUACUUAUUCGAGCCUGUGUUGGCGCGCGACAAGAGAUGGCUGGGCUAGCAGUACAUUCCACAGCAACUGUGAUAACAAGAAACCAACAGUUACCCUGGUUAAAGUUGGCAGUUAUAUUUUCGGCGGGUAUGCUACAGAGUCUUGGGAAGGUAAGACUAUUUAACAAUUAGACAACGAGGCCGAGUUGUCUAUGAGCGAAUAGUCAACGAGGCGAAGCCGAGUUGACUAUUUGCUCAUAGACAACGAGGCCGAGUUGUCUAAUUGUUUUAGUAUAAACUUUAACAUUAAUUUACAACUAGGCUGCAAACACAAUACAAAAAUACACAAAUCUGUACAGAAUUGUACGGAAAAAAUCAUCUGUACAGAAUCGUAUAGAAUUGUACGUCCAAAAAAUCAUCAGACACUUCGGCAAAAGUGCAAAACGCGAAUUUUCCGUCAUUUUGAAUUUUCUAUUAGUAGGCUAUCACUAAUAGCCUACUAGUAGCGUAGCCAAUCAGAAGCAACGAUAUGUGAUAGCCUACUAGUAGGUUUAUACUAAAUAAUAAUAUUACUUCGGCUUUCCGUCAUUUCUUUCCAACCCAUUAGCUUUAGGUGUAAGGAUUAUACUGAUCAUGAGUGAAAGUAUUGUCUUGAAAUUCAGUUUAUUGAAAGAUAGGGUUGUAUGCAAGGAUGGAUCCAGCAUGAUCAGGUAGGGGAGGGGGGGGGGUGCUCUACCAACUCUGGUGCCGAGUGUCGGUCAUGUGUACCGCCCGCCCAUCAACUUGCUUCACUCACUGAAGAGUCUUGCCUUAUUUGAAUUGUAACUGUUGUUCGCAGUUCGCUUAUCAUCAUGUUCGCAGUUCGCUCAUCAUCAUGUUACUGUAUCUCAUUUUGCCUCUAAUAAUUUUUUGUUUUAUCAUGAAAAAUAGCACACACACCCUGCACCCCCUCUGGCCAGGCCGGCUAGGGGGGGGGGCGCUCCCCCCCGGUAAAUCCAUCCCUGAUUGAAUGCAAGCACGUAGAGUACGUGAAAAGAAACUACAUGAUUGAAUAUAACUAAACUUUCUUUUUAUAAACUUCUUAGUUAUCAAAAUAUGUUUUGAUAUCAUGAGGCGCGAAUCGGCUCUCGAAUCUCACGAAUCGGCUAUCGCUCAUAUUCGACGAGAGUGAAUGGAAUAACUGUUUUAUUGUAUACACAGGGUCUGAAUUCCCAGACUUUGCUUUUUGGAUAUUUUCAAUAUUUUUCUAUUUUGUUUAUGUUCUUAUCUUCGCUCUAUAUAUAUAUAUAUAUAUAUAUAUAUAUAUAUAUAUAUAUAUAUAUAUAUAUAUAUAUAUAUAUAUAUAUAUUCUUUAAUCUUCUCUAAUUUUUCUAAUUAAAAUAAUUCUCUAAUUUUUCAAUUUCGUCCGCGGCUGCAACACUGCUGCAGCGACACUCAAUAUAAAUUAGUCUGAUUAAAUAUGUCAAAACAUUAUUUUUACGUUAUAACAGGUAGUUUGCAGUCCAAACAAGCUCCAGGAUCCUUCAUAUUUUCUCUUCGUAACAAGGAAAAUCUCCCGCCUUUUAAAGCCCCACUGAUAGAUCAAAAUACUAGGUGGGCAAUUGACGCAGAAAAUAGAUAUGGGCCAUCAUUUGGAGGAGGUCAUGAUAUGCACAUAUCUAAUGAUGCUGCUUCGAAUACCGGUUCAUACACAGAUUUUAAUUUCUACUACCAAGCUCCAUCUGGUGUCAGCGACACAAGCAGCAUCCUGGCAGGAACCUACCAAUUUCAACCAACAGAAGUUGAAGUGUUCCAUAUUAUCUAGAACGUAUCUCAAUAUAUAUUUGUGCACUAAAUAUUCUGCAUUUUUAUGAUUGCGUUGCAAGGAAAAUUCAAAUUGACCGAAUAAGUCGCUUUCCCAAACUAUCUUAUGCCGGUUUUCCACUUGGCGGAAUUUUCUAUAUCUUGUGAUUUUUCAUGUGGAAUUAAUUAGAAAAGUAAAAAAAAAUCCGCUCUGGCACACAAUUCCGCAUAAGCCGUGGGCCAAAAUUAUUUCGCUUCGUGGCACCCAUGUGGGAAGUACUUGGUUUGUGGUUUAUUUGAAAGGCAUAUAGGUACAUUACUACCAAAAAAGCUCCCAAGCAAAAAUACUGAGAAAAUAGAUGAUCAAUGAUUAUCCUCUAUUAAUUGAAUUAAAAUAUAUUACAGCAAAAAAUGGGCAAUUUUGUAUUCAAUUACAAUAAAAAUGACAUGCAUCAUCGGAAAACGUACAAAAAACCACUGAUCACUCAUUUUCUCGGUAUUGGGCAGGUUUUUCGCUUGGGAACCUUUUGUAGUAAUUGAGCAUUCGUGGUACUAUGCAUUGAAUCACAGAAAAUCUAUUCCCCAUGAAAGUGCCAUGAAAUUGAUUUUCUUAAUACAGUGGAACCCCGUUAAUACGGUCACCAACGGGCCGAAAUAAUAUGGCCGUAUUAACGGGGUGAGAUCAAAUUUCAAUUGUGACGUCUUAAAGCUAUGUUUAUUCGAAAAUCACAAUAACACCAUACCCCACCAUAAUACCAAUUAAUAACUAAACAUUAUAAAGUUCAGAUAAAGUUGUCACUAAUUUUAAGGAAACAAUGUUAGGGAAUACAACGUCGCUAAAGAACCUUGUAUUCUUAUUAUUUCCUUUGCGCGACUGAUAAUAAAAAUAAAAAAAUUAGUAAUAUGAUGCAACUUAAAUUGUGUGUUUCACAGCACAAGGUGUCUUAAAUUAUACUGCAUUUCCGUCCGUAAACACAUUUAUUUUUUUGAGUGACCUUAUUAACGGGGUGAUUUCUUUAGUUUGGGACUCUACAAUAUGGCCGUUGGCCGUAUUAACGGGGUGGCCGUAUUAACCGAAUAACUUUAUUAUAAAAUGUAUUAGUGUUUCGCCGGGACAAAAAAAGCGACCGUAUUAUCGAGGUGACCGUAUUAACGGGGUAGCCGUAAGGCGGGGUUCCACUGUAGUGGAAAACCGGCUAACCCAUCUAUGGUACUAUGCUAAUUAUCCUCAUUAUUACGUCACAUUGCGUAACGACUUCCCCCGGAAACUGCAAGAUCUUGCUAUAUCGUUCAUCUAAAUCGUAAAACCGUGCAUAUGUGUUAGGUCAACAUGCCACAAAUAUAUAGUAUAUGACGACAGAUUCGAAUCAGUUAUCUCUAAGAGUUAUAAUUUAAAUUUCACAAAAUCUUUAUGCAAGUCGAUCAUUCUUGAAUAUCUCAAGAAAGAAACAAGCCAAGAUAGUUUGGACAAAGUAUUUUACAAUAGUCAUUUUGAAUUUUCUCUACAAUUCAAUCAUAAAUCAGUGAUGAAACGACAUGCAAGUCAUCCAUGUGUGUUUUAAACUGCGAGGGAUAUGGAAAAGAUGGAGUGACAUUACACAAAGUUAGACAAAUACAAAGUCAUGCGAAAACGAUUGAUAAUGUGAUUUAUUUGGCUAACAUACAGCUCAACAUAAAUACUUACACCUCAUAUGCAGCAGUUAAAACGUGGGUUGACUUGCGUGUCGUUUGAUUAUUACAAGCUAUUGUUACAAGUACUUUACGUUGAUUUUUUUUUAAAUUUUCCAUAAAAGAUUUUUUGUAGUUUUCAUAUAUGUUUCUUAUUAAUCUUUUCCCUUGUUUAAUAUAAUCUUAAUGCUUCUAAUUAUUCAGUUGUUAAUUACUUAUAAAUUGACUUAUUAAUAUUAUGCAUGGUUAGACACAAUUCACUGAAAGUCUAGCUUUCAGAUAUUGAUUUCACAUAUUCAAUCUAAAACAGCACAGUCAUAGAUAUAGUGCAGCUGGUCAAACAAUUACGAUUUCUGAGAUUGGGGUUAAAUCUAGUUUAACCAGUGGUGUAAAAUCUUGUCUUUGUUAAAUUAAGUAAUAAAGUUGAUUUGUUGCAAAGUUCAGCGUCCUUUAAUUAUUUUAACGUAUUGACUGUUAAACAUUUGUACCAUGUGCGCAUGGUGGAAACAUGGAUAAUAAAAUAAAUGGAUAGGAAACUAGCUGACGUGACCUAAUGUUUUCAAUGGGCUGAUGGCGUGAUUGGAUGUUGAAACCUAGUUGC